AUGUCCCAAACGCUCAUCAGUUGCCCCAUUGAGCUCAUCAAAACCCGGGCCCAACUCAGAGCACAACCAGUCAUGACAUGCCUGCGAGAGACUAUCCGCAAAGAGGGAGGCCUACGAGCCCUUUAUAGGGGUUACGGUGCGACUCUGGCCAGGGAUGCGCCAGCGUUUGCCAUGUAUUUCGCGUGCUAUGAACUCCUACUCAAGAUGUCUGUGUCUAAGAAGUCCGACUCCCCGUCCACUCUAUUACUACUGAUGGCCGGGGGAACAGCCGGCGCCGUCUCAUGGUUGGCCAGCUAUCCGCUGGAUGUGAUUAAGUCUCGCAUACAGGCGGACACGACCUAUAGAUCGAUGAGACACUGCGCCCGACACUCCCUGUCCCAGGAAGGGGUCAAUGUGUUUGUUCGCGGAAUGACCCCUACGCUCGUACGGGCUUUCCCUACCAAUGGGGCCACCUUUGCAGUGGUCACCUGGACUUUGUGGUCCUAUGAGACCUACUAUUGUGAUGAUAAUCAUACGAAAAGUGGCCAAAAUGUACUCGAG
Messenger RNA from Oppiella nova, 540 nucleotides. NCBI's taxonomy places the organism in Eukaryota, Metazoa, Arthropoda, Arachnida, Sarcoptiformes, Oppiidae. The record is from the annotation of a GenBank genome assembly.